AUGUAUAAAUAUUCAUUAAGAUUUAAAGACUCAAAAAUUGAAGAACAAUAUUUGAUUUAUCGUAGCACCACCUUAUAAUUUCCAACAUUAACAUAUGUGACUGGAGGAGGGUUUUUACUUUUGAUGAUCAACUUUUUUAUUCAUUUAAUUGCUGAAAAGUACUAAAACGCUAUUAAAAAUGGAUCCAUAGCAUUUUAUCUAUUUUUUUAAUACAUUUUCUUGAGAAAAUACGAAAAAUUUAGAAAGUACUCGAAUUUUGCAUUAUUGAUUUGUAAUCUAAUAUUCAUAGCAUUUGAAUAUGAUAAUCCUAAUCCAAUUAAAACAUAUUAUGAUGGUUAUUUACUUGGAAGUAACCAGAUGUUGGUACAUAAUAUCCUAAUGUUUGCUAAUAAUCUUAAAUUAGGAAUAGCAGCUAAUCUGAUUCACACGGUUUCAAAAAUAUUAAUAGUAUAGCUUUAAUAAGGUAAUAUGGAUAUUUAACAAUAUGUAUAUACAACUUUAUUGAGUUUAAGUUUUAUUCUUAUUUAAUUCGAAAUAGAAAAAUAAUAUAGGAAUUCGUUUUUUCUGUCUCUUAAAGACAGCACAUGGGGUAUUAAAUAGAAUAAAUUAUUUAUUAGAAAGCAUGACUCCAUUAUUUCUAAAAAAACCUUAUUUUUUAUUUUCCUUUAACUAAGAUGAAAAUGCUUAUUAAGUAAUAUCUUCUCAUUUAAAAGAAUACUUUGAUUCCGAAACUCCACUUACUACAUUUCUAUAUCAAUCAAAAAUUUUAGGUAAUGAAUCUUUAUAAUCUUACAUAUAACGUUUAACUGUUCAAUGCAUAAAGCAAAAUGACAAUUUAUGUUUAUUCAAUUAAUAUCUUAAUGUGGAUUAUCUCAAUAAAAAAGUUGCAAUUUCUCUAAUAGCAUAUUAAUUUGAAAAAGUGAUUUAUGCUAUAAUAAUUGAAUCAGAAGAUCCAAUAAGAAAGGAGUAAAAACUGAAAUAUUUGUAGUAGAUCUAAAUAUAUAAGGAAUUUUUUCAUUUAUAAAUUAUGCCAAUAAAUAAGGUGUUGGCAACAUUGUUAAGAGAAAAUCCUCAUCCUUUAUUGAGAAAUUUAAGAAUAUCAUUAAUAGAGAUUUAUUAUCAAUAAACCUAAUAGUGCGAGUUAAAAUUGGUUGCAAUAAAGAAGUUACUUCUAAAAUGCGUGCUCUUAUUUUAGAAUACAAAAAAUCAAAUCAGUAUAAUAUGCAAUGAAGAUAUUAAAUUUGUAACUAUGAAGCAUGCACUAAUAAUUUUUAUAUUUGAAAUUCUAAAGAUAAGCAAUGAAUAGUGUUUAUAAAUAAGAAUAAGUUAAGUAUAGAAUACUUCAAUAUAAAUUAUUGGUCUGAAUCAUCUUCCUUAAUCAGAAUUAUUUUAAUAAAGUAAAGAGAUGUUAAUUGAAAGAGUUUUGGAAUCUUAAAAUUGUAAAAAUUAAAUUAUUAUUUAGGUUUUAUAUUUAUAUUGAUGAAAAUACCCCAUUAGAGUUUUAAAGAUUAUUUUUAUAUUUAAGAUUCCAAUUAUUGA
Messenger RNA from Paramecium sonneborni, 1539 nucleotides. NCBI's taxonomy places the organism in Eukaryota, Ciliophora, Oligohymenophorea, Peniculida, Parameciidae. The record is from the annotation of a GenBank genome assembly.